Messenger RNA from Manacus vitellinus (golden-collared manakin), 3021 nucleotides. RefSeq names its product tankyrase 1 binding protein 1 (gene CNOT12). The record is from RefSeq and is a predicted model, not a curated record. Gene Ontology annotation, biological process: double-strand break repair; cellular response to ionizing radiation. The transcript is spliced from 6 exons. Gene Ontology annotation, cellular component: nucleus; heterochromatin. The annotation marks the transcript as partial. Lineage: Eukaryota; Metazoa; Chordata; Aves; Passeriformes; Pipridae.
AUGGUGCUGCGGGGAAGCAGGAGCCCCCCGGGUCCCUUGUGCUCCCCGGGGCCGAAGGCGCGGGUUCGCGACGAGUCCUUCAACCCUGGAGAAGAGGAUGAUGAUGUGGCUGAAGACCCGCCAACCCCCUCGCGCAAGGGCCCCGCGCCCUUCAAGGUGACGCCGGUGCCGGUGGCUGCCAGGCCGGAGCGCUUCCCAGGCACCACUGUGGAGGAGAUCCUGGCCAAGAUGGACAGCAGGGAGGGUCCGGGCAGCCCAGACAGGGCCUGGCUCUCGCCCUUCUGUCCCGACCCCUCCUCCCGCUUCGGCUCCAAGACCUUCGCCGCCUUCCGGAGGUGUCCCAGCGGGGAGGCGGAUGGAGACCCCCCUGGUGAAGCCCCACACACACCCCGACCUGCGGCGGGCGAGCUGGGAAUGGGGGAUGAUGGACACUCCAUGGCUGAGACGAGCCCCCCGGAGGACAGCGGUUCUGAAGGGCCUGACAGCUGCAGGGCAGAGGGGGCUCCAUGCCCAGGGGGUCCCAUAGCCCAGCGAGAGGCUGAGGGCUUGACGGAGGAGGAGGAGGAAGGGGAGGUAGAGCGAGGCACCCCUGGGUCCCAGUCCCCACUUCGUGUGACAGAGCCUGGCUGGCACCCAGCUGAGCCUGAGCCCCCCACCCAGCCCAGCAUCACCACAGCUGCACCCCUGGAUCCAGCCCCCCCAGAUCCAGCCCCUCUGGCUGACUUGGCCUGGGCAGGUGACAGCCCCAAAGACCUGCAGGGCCCUGGGGGGCCAGGCCAAGCCGAAGGACCCCCACAGGGCCCCGACCCCCACGCCGACCCGGGCUGGCUGACGGAGCUGCUGGCAUCACCUGGGGCCCACACCACAGGGCACGGCUCGCCAGAGGGCCUGUUGGGCUGGUCGCGGAAGGACCUGUGCAGUGAGUUUGGCAUUGGCCGCCCUCGCCGGGCCGGCACCUUUGACUGGAGCUGCCCAGCUGUGUCCAGGGAGAGAGACUGGCCUGCUGAGACCAAGCAGGACCAGGAAUUUAGGGCCAAAUCCGGCUGGGACAGCAGCCACAGUGACAGUGCUGGGGCCAGGCCGGAUGGGCACUUCAGCACUGCCCGGGAGGGCUGGAGCAGUGACUACAGAGGGACGGAGCUGAUGGCAGACACCAAACUGGGCAGCAGUGACUGGUCCCAGUCCCUUGGUGCUGGGGAGAGCUGCCUGCGGGAUCCAGACUUUGGCAGCAGCACAGCCAAGUGGGGCCCGGGCUAUGGCCUGGGCCGUGCCAGCAGCACAGAGGAGCUUGACUCCGAGCAGCCCACCUGGGCGGGCAGGUAUGGCACCGGUGACAUGGAGAUGAAGGACAGGGAGCUCACCCCGGACUGGGCCAGUAAAUACAGCAGCCGGGAUGCCAGGAGCAAGGAUGAGGAUUUUACGCUGGGCUGGGCUGGCCGAUCCAGCACUGGGGACACAGGGAGCCCAGACAAGGAACUCAGCCCCAGCCGACCGUCCUGGAACAGCAGGUACAGCACCCGGGACAUGGAGAGCCAGGACCGGGAGUUCAGUCCCAGCCGGCCAGCCCGGACUGAGGAAUACAAGGACACACAAAACCAGGACAGGGAGUUCAGCCCCAGCCGGCUGGCUGAAGGCAGCGAGUGCAGCACUGGCAGUGUGGAGACCCAGGACCGGGAAUUCAGCCCCAGCGGAGCGGCCUGGGAUAACAGGUACAGCACUCAGGACAUGGAGAGCCAGGACCGUGAGUUCAGCCCCAGCCGGCCGGCCUGGACUGGUGAAAUCAGGGACAUGGAAAGCCAGGACAGGGAGUUCAGCCCCAGGAGGCCGGCCUGGGCUGGUGAAUACAGGGAGAUGGAAAGCCAGGAUCAGGAGUUCAACCCCAGCAGGCUGACCUGGGAUAACAGAUCCAGCAGCAGGGACACGGAGAGCCAAGACCGGGAGUUCAGCCCCAGCCGGCUGGCUGAAGCCAGCGAGUGCACCACCGGGGACCUGGAGACCCAGGAUGGGGAAUUCAGCCCCAGGGGAGCAGCCUGGAGUGACAGAUCCAGCACCAGCAACAUGGAGACCCAGGACAGUGGAUUCACUCCCAGCAGAGCAACCUGGGAUGAUGGGCACAGCGCUGGGGACAUGGAGACCCGGCACGGGGAGUUGUUCAGCCCCAGCAGAGUGGCCUGGGGCGACAGGUCCAGCACCAGGGAUGUGGAGGCCCAGGACAGGGAGUUCAGCCCCAGUGGAGCAGCCCGGGAUAGGGAGCACGGUUCUGUGUUCCCCAUGGAGGAAGGGCAGGAGCUGAUCCCAGGCCGGCUGAGCUGGUCCGGUGAGAGCAGCGUCGGCCAGGCCAGGCAUGUUGGGAUCAAUGAGGAAGAUGUGCCUGGCUCCCUCUGCUCUGAUCUCCUGGCCCAGGAGUCCACCUGGGGCAGUGCCCACCAGCAGGAGCGUGGCAGCUCCAGCAGCGGGGACUGGGCUGAGGAGCUUGGAGGAGGUGACUGCCACAACCAGUUUGGUGCCAUUGGGACAGAGCGGGUGCCAGACCCCUGCAGCAGCGGAGCCUCAGAUGGCACCAUGUCCAGGGGCCUGCAGUCCCUGGCAGGCUGGCACAGGGAUGUCUCUCUGGACACGGACGAUGCCCGCUGGAGCCAGGACCUGGAGCACUGGAGCAUGGAUCUGCAGGACACCGAGGCCAAGCGCCAGGAGUGGGCGAGUGCCUUUGGUGCCCGCUGUGCCGCCCGCAGCCGGGACCUCGGCACUGGGGAACGAAGCCUGGGAGGGGACACGGGCACAGAGGACAGCAGGAGCCUCCAUCUUUCAGCCCCCAGCCCACCGAUGGGUAAUGCCCCAGCCGACCCCCCAGCUCUGGAGACCCCCCGGGGUGAGCUGCUCAGCCCCACUGAGGAGGAGAGGGACCUCCCCGAGCACGCCGCUGCCCUGCAGAGCCCCAGGGCCUCCUCUCUGCUGCUGGAGGCUGCCAGCGGGAUCCCAGUGGACCCAGGGAUUGAGGAACCCACAUCGGACCACCCAGAU